AUGACCAAGCCAAUAAUCCUCCACCUCGGCGACCCCAUCGCCUACAACCACGACCUCUACAACGGACCCCUCUCCACCCGCUUCACCAUCAUCCGGGACACCUCCCCGACGCGAGAAGCCUUUAUCGAGGCCUUGAAAACCAACAAAUACGGCCCCAUCACCGCCCUCCUCCGCCCGCACUUCUCCUCCGGCAAAACCAUGUCCCCCUGGGAUACCUCACUCAUCUCUCUCCUCCCACGCAGCGUAAAGAUCUUCGCCUCCGCCGGCGCGGGCUACAACGACGUCCACAUCCCAUCGCUCACAGCCCGCGGAAUCUACUACACGAACGGGGCGGGCGCGUCCGACGAAGCCGUCGCCGACACAACGCUGUACAUGAUCCUGAGCGUAUUCCGGAACUUUACUGCGCCGCAGAUCGCGGCGCGGUCCGGGGAUGAAGAGAAGUUCAUGGACUGUCAUAAGAACUUGGCGGACGUGUCGGUGAACCCCAGGGGGAAGGUGCUGGGACUUAUUGGGUUGGGGAGGAUAGGGAGUGAGGUGGUGAGGAAGGUGAGGGGGGCGUUGGGGAUGGAGGUGGUUUAUUAUGAUGCGGUGAGGGUGGACGAGGGUAGGGAGAGGGAGUUGGGGGUCAGAUGGGGGGGUGGGGUGAGGGGGGUGUUGGAGGAGGCGGAUUGUGUUUCGGUGCAUUGUCCGUUGAACGAGGACACUAAGGGGUUGAUUGAUGGGGAGAAGAUUGGGUGGAUGAAGCAUGGGGUGAGGAUUGUUAAUGUGGCGAGGGGGGGUGUGGUGGUUGAGGAGGAUUUGGUGGAGGGGUUGAGGUCUGGGAAGGUGGCUGCUGCUGCGUUGGAUGUUCAUGAGUUUGAACCGGUUGUUGAUGCUAGGUUGAGGAACAUGGAGAAUGUUACUCUUACGACGCAUGUUGGGGGUGGGGCGGUGGAGACUAGGAUUGGGUUUGAGAGGUUGGCGAUGGAGAAUAUUUUGGAGGUGAUUGGGGAUGAUGGGGAGGUCGUCGGGGAGCCGAUUACGGCUGUUAAUGGGGUGGAGGUUAGGGAGGUGUGGGAGAGGAUGGGGAGUGAGUAG
This is a messenger RNA of Aspergillus tubingensis, 1077 nucleotides long. Its product is annotated as D-mandelate dehydrogenase-like dehydrogenase. The transcript is spliced from 2 exons. Gene Ontology annotation, molecular function: glyoxylate reductase (NADPH) activity; NAD binding; hydroxypyruvate reductase [NAD(P)H] activity. Lineage: Eukaryota; Fungi; Ascomycota; Eurotiomycetes; Eurotiales; Aspergillaceae. Gene Ontology annotation, cellular component: cytosol. Bases 1 to 1077 code for a protein of 358 amino acids. The record is from RefSeq and is a predicted model, not a curated record.